Solea solea (common sole) is the source of this 2589-nucleotide messenger RNA. It is a transcript of the gene pip5kl1, whose product is annotated as phosphatidylinositol-4-phosphate 5-kinase-like 1. The record is from RefSeq and is a predicted model, not a curated record. Gene Ontology annotation, biological process: phosphatidylinositol metabolic process. NCBI's taxonomy places the organism in Eukaryota, Metazoa, Chordata, Actinopteri, Pleuronectiformes, Soleidae. The coding region runs from base 457 to 1839 and encodes 460 amino acids. Gene Ontology annotation, molecular function: phosphatidylinositol kinase activity. The transcript is spliced from 9 exons.
UUACUGCAGAGAGACAAAGCAGGACAACUGAGACAAACCUGGACAAAUAACUGCAGAGAGAGACUGACCGGGACAUGUGACAGCAGAGAGACAGACCAGUAUCUGAGCUGUCUGUCUUUCAGACUCGAGCACGGAACAGGACGCUUUUGUGUGAUGGUGACAGUGGAGCUGUGAGUGUCUGUGGCUCGUUGCCAUGCCGACAAACUCCCCUGCAUUGGACAGACUGCACCUUUAAUUCUUGUGUUUAUGUGCAUAGACGGGGUUUGUUUGUUUUUUUUGGAUUGUGGAUACCAUCAGCCAUAGUGGACGUGGCUAUUAUCCCUUUUAUGUUGGUCUCCACGGUAACCAGGCUCAGGUGAUGGUCAGCUGUCCUUUGUGUUUGACACUGGCCUCUUUGGUUUCCAUGUUUGGCUUUGAUUUUCCCGUAAGCCCCUGCUCUGCUGUGUGUGAGUGCAGAUGGAGUUAGCAGCAGCAGAAGCAGGUAGUAGUGGAGGUCCUGAUGGCGGUGGAGGAGGUCCUGAUGGCGGUGGAGGAGGUCCAGGGACGAUGCCAGGCCUCCGCCGUCGCUCAGGAGCCAUGAAGCGGAGGAGGAGGUGGGGAGUUUUGAGGCAGCAGUGGAAACUCUUGGGCCUGUUUGAGAUCGACCAACAGCACGAGUUCUUCAGCCUGACCUGCAUGAUGAAGGAGGGACUGGCAGCAGCCAUCGAGAACACUGUCCACCACGCGUCCACGACGGAAGCGUCAGACGAUGACUUCAGAUCAGAGGACACCCACAUUCAUAAGGACUUCACCAUGCAGACGUUCGCAGGCCCGGUGUUCUCCAGCCUGCGUGGCUCUCUGGGACUGACAGAGCAGGAGUAUCAGCAGUCGCUCUGCUCUGAAAACUCUUACCUCCAGUUCAUCAGCAACUCAAAGAGCAAGGCUGACUUCUUCCUGACGAACGACAAACGCUUCUUUUUAAAGACCCAGAACAAACGAGAAAUCAGGUUCCUACUGGACAAUCUGAAGAUCUACAUGGAGCAUCUGAGGAGGUUUCCUCAUUCACUACUGGUCAGGUUCCUAGGUGUUCACAGGAUUAUAAUCCCACACAGACCUAAGAAAUACUUCAUCGUUAUGCAAAGUGUGUUUUAUCCAGAUGACCGAGUCAAUGCCAGGUACGACAUUAAAGGCUGUGAGAUGAGUCGCUGGACAGAGCCUCCGCCAGAGGGGAAACACAUCAUCGUGGUUCUCAAGGAUCUCAACUUUGAAGGCCAGUACAUAGAGCUGGACCAGCAGCGUUCCUGGCUCCUGCGUCAAGUGGAGGUUGACACGCACUUCCUGCAGCAGCUCAAUGUUUUGGACUACAGUCUCCUCCUGGCUCAUCAGCCCCUGCACCGAGACGAACGCCUUCAGAACCUCUCGUUUGCUUCCCUCAUCGUCAGAACUAAAAGAUCUGUGAAUCCAGGCUCCAGCCCUGCCCUCACGGACGUAGCUGCCCCUGUUCCAGGAGAAGUCCCGGAAGAUGACUCCAUCUCACUAAUGUCAGAGAGGGACGAAGGGUGUUUGAAGAAACCGAGGCCUGGAGAUACCGCGCAGGGAAGCGACGCAGCCGAGGCUCCCGACUUCAAGGCCCAGAACCGCCGUUUGCUCCCCAACUUCAAGAAUCCUCUGCACGUCAUUGACGGGUCUGAGCAGCGCUACUUCAUCGGCAUUGUGGACAUUUUCACCGUGUACGGUAUUAGGAAGAGGCUGGAGCAUUUGUGGAAGAGGCUGAGGCAUCCAGGCCGGUCGUUCUCCACCGUCAGUCCACAGACUUACUGCGUGCGGCUGUGUCAGUGGGUACAGGAUCAUACCAAGUAGCCCAAAUCCGUGGUUCCAUCAAUAGGAACGGUCGUUCUGGUACAGUACGGUACGUACUUAAGAAUCGUACCAAAAAGUCCCAUUUUUGGAACUCUUCCCUUGUGGUACAAGAGUGGUACGGUAUGGUCAGGGUGGAGCUAGACCGGUACCCUGACCCAGGGCUUUACCAUUCUAAACCGUACCACACUGUACCAAACUGAACCGUUCCAUGAUGGAAACACAGUACAAGAGUCACUCAAGUGAGUUCCAGACAUGAACUCCAAACAAUACCCGGGACAUUUAGUUUUUUGUGCACAAAAGUAGAACGCAGCAGUAUACGGGUCAGACGCCUUCACACCAGCAGGAGAGUGUCCAGGUGAUGGGGGGGGGAGGGGCUGGGUCACACUUGCAGCAGGUAGAACACUCACUGGCUGUGACAUUGUUCUCACGUGGGCUCAGCUGGACUUUACCUGGAGAUUUGACUGGGAAUCUGGUGGAAGAAUUUGAGGUAAAUUUCGGGAGUGACUGUUGACGGACAUUUGUGUGCUCAAACAUAAAGGGCAUAAUGAACAAAUCAAAAUGGUUUACCAUGUUUUGUGUAAAGCUUGAGCCUCGUGUCUGGAAAAACGUGGAAUAAUAAUGAUCUGUGCCGUAACCUGAGUCUAAUGGAUAAAGGAUGCGGAAGAGAUAAGGUCUUUGUCUCAGACUCAUUUCCUUUGUUGGUUUUCACUGCCUCACACUGACAACAUGAGCAGAUCUGCAGUUAUUUCA